UAAAAAAUUAUUUAUCAAAUGGAGGCUAGUACAAGUCAUGAAGAAGAGAAACAAGACAGAAUAAAUACUGCUUCGAGCGAGACACCUGAAACUCAAAAGACUAGUACAAAGAGUUUAGAUGAACCCAGAGGCGCAGAGACGAUUAGACAAAUAGCGAAAUUGCUAAAAAUGAAGCCCUAUGAAUGCAAUAUGUCCCUUGUUGAGUUAGACAGCAUGCAACCACUUGAAUUACUAAAAUUACUAAAUCAGGUGAUUGUGAAGCUAGAUAGUAGUCAGAAAGAUACCAAUUUCAGAACUGAGACCCAAGAAGAGACUACAAAUAGAAUUUGUCAAUUUUUUACAAAAUUAGGGCUCUCUUGAGAGUCAGAUUCGUCUUUGAAAUUAGGCCUUUAUUGUAACAACAGGGAAACUAUCCUCAAAUCCUUGGAAUUUGUUUUGCAAACAGUUGAAGAUUCCAAAGAAUUAUGAAGGAGUUCUACCUUUCUCUCCUCUUGGGCAAUACCUGAGGAGCUACUCAUAGACGAAGAUAUUAGAAAAGAAAUAAAUAUUUACAAAGAUAUACAAGAAGAGUGGAAUAUCAUAAAUGGAAAUUUGGGUAUCUUAAAAUCAAAGGAUACUCCAAUAGAUACCCUUCAGGAAGAAAUCACCCAGCUUGAGUUAAGAAAAGAAGAGCUUCAAUCUAAGAUAAACGUCCCACAUGCAAACAAUUCGAACUCCGUCUUCAAGAAACUUCUUGAUGCCAACAAGCUGUUAAGAAUAGAACAAGAGGUUCAAAAUGAGAAUGAAGAAAAGAUGUUUGUCCAAACCUCUCUUAUGCACACAGUCAAACAGGAUAUGCAGAAAGCGAAAGAAAUCUUCUUGGAAGACUCUAAGAAGUUAUCUGAUCCUCUAAAUGAGGUAGAGAUGUUAGAUCAACUUAAAGAAGAAGUCAGAAAGAACAGACAAGAAUAUUAUGACUUCUUGAUUAAAGAGUAUGAAGAAAAAUCUAACCAAGCUAGCUUAAGGAGUAAUGAAAGAACAGAACAAAAAGAAAGCCCAAGCGAGGAAGAAGUGAAUCAGCUAGAAGAAGAAGUAGAAGGAUUAAGGAAGGAGUGUAGAAGACUCGAAGAGAUGAGUGUGGAGACUGGAAAGGAAGAAGAGCAAGAUAAGAAGUUGAUGGGAGAAAUAAAAGCUUCUUCUCAAACAAAACUAAAUCAAGAUGAAGAGAUUUUUCAACUUCAAAAGAAAAAGAAUGCUCUUUCAGAUCUCUGGGCUUCUAAGCAACAUGAAUAUUACAUAGCCAAGGGUGUCAAGUUCAUUGGUCCAGACCCCCUCUUAAAAUACUCAAAGGAGCUUCUUGUCAAAGAGCAAGAAUGUGAGCACAUGAAGAAACUUCUUGCACAGAUCAACUCUAAACAGAAGGUUCUCAGCAAAGCUGAGAACCUUCUUCUAGAAAGAGUUGAAAUGACUGAUGAGCUGAAGAAAGAACUAGAAGAGCUCAAGAUGGCCUUCACGACUCCAAGAAUGAUAGAGAAUAAAAGAAAAGCCCUCCAAGAGAUUGAAGGAAAGAGACAGAAGAAGGAAGAAGAACUUAAGAUGUUGAGGGAGCAAGUCAAUAUUCUUGAUGACGAAAUUAAGAGAAUGAAAGCAAUUCUAGCUCCAAAAAUUAGAAUUCUGAGAGCAGCUAGAGCUAAACAUGAAGAUAAAGAAGGGCUUUAUAUAAAGAAGAAGAGAAAAUAUGAUAAGGCUAUUGAAGAGAUGAAAAAAGAGAAGAAAUUACUUGAAGAGAGUUGUAGCAAAUUGAGGGAUGAUAGCAAAGCCAGGGAGACUAGAUAUCACUCCUAUAACAUUCAGAGCACAAUAAACAAUGCUAUUAAUAAGGCUAUCCAGAAAGAGACUCUAUUUCAUGAAGAUCCUGAAGCUAGGUUCUCUGCUGACUUCAAGACAAUGACUGAAAUGUACUCUGCGAAGAUUGAGCAAGAGCAAGAAAUUAUCAGAAUUUUAGAAGAACAUCUUAAAUGUGCUAAUGAAGAAUCAGAAAUCCAACAGAUUGACACAUCUGAGGGACAUGACCAACCUGCUUGUGAGGAAAAGAAGGAUGAAGAGUAGCAAAGAUAUCAUAAUAAUGCUUAAAGUUAAGAUUUCCUGACCAUCAAUUAGUAGUUGUCUCUGAAGCUCGUUGCUUUGGUAGUCGAUAGAUAUCUGUUCUUGUGAGGUUUUAAAUCCAGGGAUAAGCGGCAUACAGUCUUCUUUCAUUCAAUUUUCCAUUAGUUAGGCUCUUGUUGGGUAAUGAAAUUGUAGGUAUGUUUUUUACUCCUGUAAAAGCGCUUUCUUUUAACUAUCACUUUUCAUAAUUUUAAUGUAGAUCUUUCGAGUUUUAAUAAUUAUCGUGAAAUGCAACAAUUUAUUACAAUGAAUCUGUCGAAUUAGUGUUAAGAAAAAUCUUGUAUAUCCAACUAGAGAAACUAGCACAAAAAGAAAGGAUAAUACUUGAUAGCAUUUUGGUAGAAUUCUUGGGAUCUAAACUGGCAACUCCUAAAUCUAUCCUUCGAGUAUUUAGCUCCACUAAUUCUU
Moneuplotes crassus is the source of this 2553-nucleotide messenger RNA. NCBI's taxonomy places the organism in Eukaryota, Ciliophora, Spirotrichea, Euplotida, Euplotidae. The record is from the annotation of a GenBank genome assembly.